This is a messenger RNA of Belonocnema kinseyi, 4021 nucleotides long. It is a transcript of the gene Ork1, whose product is annotated as open rectifier potassium channel protein 1. The transcript has 6 exons. Bases 66 to 3479 code for a protein of 1137 amino acids. The record is from RefSeq and is a predicted model, not a curated record. Gene Ontology annotation, molecular function: potassium ion leak channel activity. Gene Ontology annotation, biological process: stabilization of membrane potential; potassium ion transmembrane transport. NCBI's taxonomy places the organism in Eukaryota, Metazoa, Arthropoda, Insecta, Hymenoptera, Cynipidae. Gene Ontology annotation, cellular component: membrane.
AGAGCCGCUGCGAGGAAUAGGAAUUCUUCAUCGUGAAGGAGAUCACGACCACCUUCCGGAGGAACAUGUCCAAGAAGCAAUGGAUGGUCCUGUUGAUGCUGUUCUUGACCUACCUUCUUCUGGGCGCAUCGAUCUUCUACCACAUCGAGAGUCGCCUCGAGGUCGAAAAAGUCAGAAAGGCCAUUGAAGAGCGCAUCGAGAUUAAUGGCUAUGGAAAUUUGGCCCCGACGAACAUGCUAGGUCGGAUUUUGAUGAUCUUCUAUGGUCUAAUUGGAAUACCGAUGAAUGGAAUUCUGCUCACUCAACUGGGUGAGUUCUUCGGACAGGUCUUCGUCAAGGCCCACAAAAAAUACAAAUCAUAUCAACAGGACCAUAAUGAAUGUCAAAAAAAGAACAAACCCCUGGAAAAGAGGAAAGCUGGACUGGCGAUGCAGAUUUUUAUAUACCUGAUACCAGGAUUUGUAAUGUUUAUUUUCUUUCCUGCGUUCCUCUUUUCCUACUACGAGGGAUGGGCUUACGACGAGGCUGUUUACUACGCAUUCGUCACACUGACGACUAUAGGCUUUGGAGAUUAUGUGGCAGGACAAGACAACUCGAAAGGAAGUGGGGUCUUUUUUAUAUUGUACAAGACUUUCCUGAUUUGUUGGAUAUCCUUCGGAUUGGGUUACAUCGUCAUGAUCAUGACCUUCAUCGCUCGAGGGAUGAGGAGCAAACAAAUUGCAAGAAUCGAGCACAAACUGGCCAUGAAUUUCAAGAUUACUCAAAGCAAGAUUUGGAAUGAAUUUAAUAAAGAAAUCAGUUAUUUCAGAAGGGUCUUCAACGAACUGCAAUUGUCCAAAGUCAAGAGAGUUUAUGUGGAUGAAUGGGAUUACGAUACGCCGACUCCCAAAUUCCCAAGAAGCAACAGCUUCCCAGAUUUGAGGGAACUCAUCUACGGCGGUCUUGAAAUCCCCGAGCCUCCGUGUCCCAGAAGAAGAGCCAACAGUGAAGUCGUUCCUCUGGUUCGAGUGGCUCGCGUAGUGUCUGAAACAGACCUUCAACGAAUCGACAAGAACGCAACCUUCGCAACUCACGCAAUGGUCCAACCAGCAGAAUUACUGGCUCGUCUCGUCAACAUUCUAGGCUACAUUCCACCCCCUGACGAUGAAGAAGAAACCGAAACUAAAGAAGGCAUCCAAGGCUUCAGCGAAAAAGAGAUCCUAGCCAGUGAAGUUCCUUGGAACGAUUCUGAGUGGAUAUUAGGAGGCGACAAGAUCUCUUACCCGAAACCAAGAUCCAGAGCCUGCAGCGAAGUCAGAUUAGAGAAACCAGACAUCAGUUACCUCCAGGAUAAUGGAGAGUGGACCUGGUCAGGACCAGCGGCUUCCAGCAAAAUCCAGGAGAUGAUCAAAUCCCGUAGAUCCACCGUCAAGGACGUCAGAUCCAAGUUCUCUUCCAUAGCUUUGCCAAAAUCAGUCCAGAAGAGUUUUCUGCCAAGAUGGAUGCGAAACUUGUCCAACAAAAAGUCAUCAGAAGAUUACACGAGAAGCACUGUAUCAGUUGGAGAAAUUGACGAAAGGGAUAGGGAAGCUCUGCAGUCACAGAUGACUAGGAAUCACUCUUCUAGAACCUCCACAUCUCGUGCUUAUUUUACUCAUACAGGGGCUGGAAACACGGGGUUAGAAGGUCUUCUGGAGGAGACGUCGUUGGCUGACUUCAUCAGAGCUCUUACUAGGGUCGGAGCUCCUGAAGAUUUCUCCAGAAAGCCUCCGAGGAAGAUGGGAACUGCUUCUUUAACUCCACCGAAGCUUCCCAGUCUCUUUACACUCUUCUCACAGCAUCCAGAGUUGGCUUCUGCAAGUCAGAGUCAGCAGAAUACUAUUACAGCUGCCCAGAAUGCUGCUUCCAGGAGGUUCUCUUUGAGGCCUGUGGAAAAUUCGGGCACCUCGACACCUGCUUAUAGCAGACGCACUGUAGCACAACUUCCAUCUGUUACGCAAGGAAGGAGGUUUUCCUUGAGGCCUGUUGUCUCUCCAGCUGGGACACCUCAGUAUUCGCCUUAUCCGGAAAACGAGUCGGAACCACCUCCCUAUACAAAUGAGUCCUUCAAGGUCGAGUGUCCAAAAGAACCUCUGAUGCAUUCCGAAGGCGCUCCAGGUGUUUCCGAACCGAUAUCAACAUCCACUGGAGCUCGUCGAUUCUCUCUAAGACCCGCUCAACUCGAUAAUCCUUCAUUGUCAUCCGCUACUCCAGUCUCACUAAAUCCCCAACCAGCCCAACAAACGAGAGUUCUUCCUCGUUGGAAAGCUGGUAUGCUCCAACGCCAGAUCAGCAAAAAGAAUCUUCAACGCAGAGUCCGCGCAUUCAGUCUCAGUGACGUCCACUCUGAUAUUAUGGAUAGAAAUACAGGAAUCAGUCCUCUAGCCUUCGAUAAAUCAAGAACAGUCACGACCCUUGUGGGUCAAAAGGACCUUCCUUCCAAAUCCACGGGCCGAGUUACUGCAUCAUCAAUUCAGAAGACAGUCACGAUUGUCUCUCCCCAACAUCAAGCUUUAAGUUCCAGGACUUCAGACUCCAAGCAAGGUUUGACUGUCAAGAGGGGCUAUUCCGAAAGUGAAGCUGAACCAGAAUCAAGUUCUCUGAGAAGGUCACGAGGACCUAGUUCUUCACCAGAAACUUCUUGGGAUAAUGCUUCACAGUUUUAUAAGGAGUCUUCCCCAAAGAGCAACCUGUUUGAUGGAUUCUCGAAAUCUUCUGCAGGUUCCCAGUCACCGGAAAAUAAUCUUCUUUCCUUCACGCUUGGAUCUAGCGAUUAUGAAACAAGACUUCCCGACACGAGUAGAGAAGGAGUCGUCAAUCCUAUGUUUGCUGGAUUGAAGACUUAUCCAAGUUCGCAAGGAGCAACGAAGUUAGCAACUGUAUAUUCAGAUGACAGGCUUUCCAGCCAAGACACUGAUCAUAGUGACGAUUCAUUCACCUCUCAAUGUGUGAUCGCUCUCAAGAAGAAAUCAGCAACUAAUCUUCCGGAAUUAGGUAGCAAAGUCAAAGGUAGGCAAUCUCCUCCCGGGGAAAAGGAGCCUAGCAAAAACGAACCAAGUGGGGAGAUUUCGAAACCGGAUCUGCCAAUAGAUUCCAGAGAACCUCAGUCAUCAGUUACUAGAAAAAGUCAAUCAAAUCUUUCUUCAAGAAGUGGAGAUGAGAAGACUGGUGAAAGGAAAGUUUCGAUUGUAUCAAUCGAACCCUGGGCAGAAUCAACUAGAAGAAAUUCAACGAUUUCUCAAACCCACACUAGAGGAAGAAGGAACAGUUCAGGAGCCAAAUCACCGAACUUAUUGGAAGUAAAAGUGGAAAAAUCUGCAAGUUCUUCUUCUUCGGAUAAUUUCAAGGCUACAAUUGAAGUUUCAGUCGAUGCAGAAGGAUCGCUGACGGAAGUCAAGGUUGAGGAAUCAAAAAGCGGAACAAGUUCUGAAUCUAUAGCGAAAAAAUCUUGUCCAAAAUGAAUGUCUGUUUAUAAAGAGGGACCUAUUUUUUAAAUUAGAGAUAUUCGAGAACAAAAAUAGAUUUUAAUAAGGUCUCUAAACUAGUGACUAAUUUCAAAAACUGCGACUAGAGGUUCAACUCUUUAAACUUUUCUGUUGAAUGAUUGAUUGUAGGUUUAAAAAUGCUACUAGAUGAAGAUAUUGUUAUGAAAAUAAUUAAUUAUUGUAGAAAAGUUAGCUUAGAUCGUAAAUAAAGACGACGAUUUAAUUAUCGUAACUGACAACAGUGUUAAACACUGCGCACUCAGACAUUACAAUUCCAGAAUCCUCGGUAUUAUUACUGCGUUUUUAUGAAGCUUAAACUUCGUAUUGAAAAAUACUGUGAUAAAAUCACGAUAUCUAGUAAUUUACUCGGCUGGUACGAGUAAGGUAUUAUUUUAAACUUGAGUCGAAUUUGCAGGUGUAAAGUGAACUUGUUAGAUGCGUUGAACGUUGAAUUGUAAAUACCUCAGUGUUUUAUUUAGCACAAUUUUUAGUAGAAUAAAAAAUUUACCUAAAAAAAA